AUAGUGUAUGGUUUAUUAUAAAUAUAAUACACAUGGUACACUUAUAUAUUUAUAAUAAUUCAUGUUUUACUUUAUUUUGUAGGCAAUUUCCUUUUAUAAAUUUAUUACCUACAAUGUACACUGUUAGUUGAAAAAAGUACCUUUUUUGGAAUUGCUUUGAAUUUUUUCACGCUCUCUUGUUUUGCACUCGAGCAUGUCUAGCUUAAUCUAUUUUCACUAAGUACUCAUACUAACAGCUUGGUGGUUGCAGUUACAGGCGAUGAAAUGGCCACAAUCACUACAUCGCGCUGUGUGGUGAAUAAUCAUUUGACCAACUUCAAUUAUCACCACUUGUCCAGUGUUAUAAAAUACCUAAAUAAUCAGCAGCAUCAACAACAAAAAACUUGGACAGCGAAUAAUGCACUGUCAAUAUCACAGAGAUAUUUCGAGAAAAUAGCACCAGCAGCAGUGGGUAUUCCUGGUAUAAUGAAUCAAAACUUCUAUGACAUGCAGGACUCCGGUUCAGAUGCAUCUGGACAUGACGGUUACGGAAGACACCGAAGACAUAAUAGGGAUAAAGAACCUAUAUUUCAAUGUCCUGAUUGUGAAAAACGAUAUCGCUCUAAAACAAGCUUGAGCUUACACAAACGCCUAGAAUGUGGUAAGGAACCUGCAUUCCAGUGUCCAUUUUGCCCACUAAAAACACACCAGAAAGGUAAUCUACAAGUGCAUAUAAAAAAGAAACACAAUGAACAUGGGGAACUUAACAGGACUUAUUGAUUAAACUAGAAUACGAUAAGACUUGUAUAAUUGAAACAUUUUGAGAGCUUAAUAGUGCCAAACCCUUUGAGUAAAAAAUUAUAUAUAAUUUUUUUUUUUAUUAAGUAACACUGGGAUAAAACGAAUGAAGUAUCUUAAUGAAAUUCAUACAAAUCAAACAAUAAACAUAACAUAUAAAAAAACUGAUAAGGCUGCUCAACAACAUUACAUGUGUUGUUUUAUUUAGUAAUUAUAAUUUUUAACGUUGAUUUAAUAUUACAUACUUAAAUUUAAUACGAGUAAAGUCUUAGAUUAUCUCUGUAUAUCCCUGUUUUUAGAUGCCUUACAUUGUUAGUGUACUACAAACUUAAUAUAUUGGCAUCUAUAAUCGACUGAUCAAAUAGAGCAACUAGUUUACUUCAAUGAAACUCAUUUUUAAGGAGCUAGUGGGUACAUUAAGAACACGCAACUUCUUGUGGCAAUCUUCUAGUUAUUUGAUAACUCAGUGUACCGAGCAUGAAUACUACAGGGUGAUAUUUCGUACAAUAAUGCUCGUGUACAUUUAAGAACUGAAUUUGAUUUGAUUUCCUUUUCCUAAAUAAUUAAUAAAUUGUUACAAGACAAAUUAUUUAACAAAAAAUUUAAUUUAUAUUGGAAAUGUAAAAUACUCUUAAAACUACAACAUUUUGACUGAUUAUAGAAAAUUUGUUAAAUUAUUCAUUGAAAAGUUCUAUAUAAGUUUCUAACAACAAUUAAAACACCAAAUUAAACCCAAGUACUGCAAAAAGAAAACAAAGGGAAAAUAUAAAUCAAAUUUUUUUUACAAAUACUAACAAUAAAAAAAAAAAAUUACAGUACAAAUUAUGUGUUCAUUUAAUAACCGUAUUCGGUGAUAACUAUUAAGGAUAAUGGAUGUAUAUUUUUCACCAAACGAUUUUAUGGACCAAACAAUGAUAUGUUUGCAUAUCCAUAGCUUUCAGAAAACAUUAAGAUCUUUUAUGUAACUUUAACCUAAUUAUUGAUGAGAUUGGUAUUCCAUUGCCGUCCAUUACUCUUUGUAACAUACUAUAGUUCACACCAAAGUUUCCAAAGUACAAAUUUUAUUAGGUUUAAGUUUUUUUUUAGUAGUCAUAAUAGUUGUUUUUAUUUAGCAAAUGUGUAUUUUUCAAAAUAUUGUACAAUACAUUUUAUUUUAUGUUAAAGUUACCUUCUUCGGUUCCAGCGUACAAAAUAAAUAUUAAAUAUGUGCCUUACAAGGUUUGGCUUUUCAACUUAAGAAUCAACUCUUUUUGUCGUCAUAUUUGUUUUUUAGUUUUAUUUUGUACGCUCUCGCGAGCUCAAAGCGUUUGGUACUAUUAUUAUUUAUCUCUUCUACGCAGAAGACCAUCCAAAGAAAAAAUAUUAUAUAUUUAAUAUAUUACCUAUAUAGAAAAUGUUUAAAAAUAAAUUUUAUUACUGCAAUAUUGCUCUCUUGACCUUAAGAUCUCUCUAAAGAUAUAAAUUUACAUAUAUAUUGUAUUAAAAUAAAUUUAAAACAUAAUACUAGCAAUAAGAAACUCACUGUCUGAUCAUAAUAUCUGUGGACUGUAUUUAUUGAACUCGCCUCUUAUUAUUGAGUUUUCCGUUAUUGAGUGCAAUUUUUUUCUUAUUUUUUUAUGUUGUAACAUUGUAAAAGAAGAAUAUUAUAUUAUGUUGUGUUCCUAGUAUUACUUUAUAUAAACACUUUUUUCUUUAAUUUGUUCCAUGGAACAAAUCAUUAUUAGUUAUUUUUAACCUACCUCGUUCAAUUGCUUUAAAACAACACAAGUGUACAAAUAAUAUUCUUUUUUUUUUUUAAUUUAUUUCUAUAACUAUUAUUAUUUAGCAUUAUUCUUUUAAUUACUUUUAAUUUGUAUCAUCACAUAUACACUAGAUCAUAAGCCAUCAAGACUAAAAAAAUACUCAAAGUACAAAUUUACUAUCGCAGGAAUUUUUGCAUAUUAUUAAAGAUUAAAUAAUAACUAUUUAAUCAGUAGAUUAUAUUCGUCUAGUAUUAUAAUCUACAAUAGUCUAGUAUUUAAAGAAGGGGGAAGCUGUUUUUGUGUAAUCAAUUCUUAUAAUUUGAAUAGACUUGCUUAAACACAUAUUUUACUUAUUAUUCUGAUGGUAAUAUUGUUCCUUAUACUUAAAACAUUACAAAUAUUCCUAUUAUUAAGGAAAUGGAGAAUAAAGACGGUGGUUUAGUAACAAUAUUUAUAAAGGUAGGUUAUGUGUUUACUCAAGGAAAUAAAUGCUACAUGGAAAAAUCAACUUUUUAGUUCAAUGUCGUGUUUGAGAAGCAAUAUAAUACGUUUGAAUUUAGCCGUAGCUGAGCAUGAGACUUAGACAAAAGGCAAUAACAUUACUUAUUCUUAUGUAAUUAUACCUACUUAAAAGUAUAUAAGCCAAAUUAAACACAACAGAUUUGUCUACAUUUUAGAGAGAUCGGUAUUAAUGUUUUUGGAGAGGAGGGGGCCACAAACUUGCAAUUGUUAACAGUAUAUAAAAUAAUAAUUGAUGUUAUAAUAAUGGAAAAGUACAAACAAAUUCUAAAUUACAAUUUUAGUACUACGGUUCAAUCACGUGUUUGUAUGUAAUAUUAUUUGUAAAAAUAUGUAAAUUUAAUUCUAUUAUUAUUAUUAUACUUAUUAUUAUGAUUGUUUUUUAACAAGUUUAACCCACCACCACCCUCACAGUACAUAAUAGGUCUACAUUAUUGAAUUGUUUUUUCCUACAUAGUUCCUAUUUUUUUAGACAAACUAUGCAUUUUAUCUUAAUUUUAAUCAAUCGUGUUCAUACUUGUGUAGAUGAAAAUAAUUGUUUUCAGACAAUUCAAAACGUGUAAACCAUUAUGUUCCUGACUUUUUGCAUUUAUAAUAAUAUAAUAUUUACAAUUUUACCACAUUCACGCAUUUUCCAAACUUUAUUUAUCUUCCUAAGUAUUGCAAAAUUAUUUAAUUUAUUUUACGCAUUAUGAUGUUAUAUUUACAAAAAAAAAAUAUGUUCUUUAUUAUAAGCAAAUUAUUUAUCUUAUUAUUAUUAUAUUGUUUGUGUAAGCACACACCACGCGGGCGCAACAGUAUUAUUGAAUUAUUUACUUUCUUCGUCGUACUAUUUAAGCCUUAUUUUGUUUUGCGAGUUUUAAUUUUUUAAUUUUCAUUAUUUGUAUACAUAAAUGAGAACAAAUAUUUAUUUAGAGAUUAUGUGUAUAUUAUGUUUUGUGCACUACAUUUAGAUGCUUAGUUUUUAUAAAUAUUUAAAUACCUAUAUAAGAGUAGAAAAUAAUGAUAUUAUUGUACUUUGUAACUGAAGAAAUUUUAAA
Messenger RNA from Adelges cooleyi (spruce gall adelgid), 4078 nucleotides. RefSeq names its product longitudinals lacking protein-like. Gene Ontology annotation, cellular component: nucleus. The record is from RefSeq and is a predicted model, not a curated record. Bases 265 to 759 code for a protein of 164 amino acids. Lineage: Eukaryota; Metazoa; Arthropoda; Insecta; Hemiptera; Adelgidae. Gene Ontology annotation, molecular function: DNA-binding transcription factor activity, RNA polymerase II-specific; sequence-specific DNA binding. The transcript is spliced from 2 exons. Gene Ontology annotation, biological process: regulation of transcription by RNA polymerase II.